Caretta caretta (loggerhead turtle) is the source of this 9412-nucleotide messenger RNA. NCBI's taxonomy places the organism in Eukaryota, Metazoa, Chordata, Testudines, Cheloniidae. The record is from RefSeq and is a predicted model, not a curated record.
AAACAAUGCAGUGCCUACUCAGAUUAAAGCAAGGGGCUGGAUACCUAGGAUUGUGCAAGGGAGCUCCCAGGAUGGGAUGGAGCUGGCUCUGAUAUCACAUCUGUGGACACAGAGGGUUGGGAACACCAUUGGAAUCCCAGAACAGUGCAGACUUUUGACUUGGGAAGCCUUCCCAGAGGACAGCAACUAGCUGGAAGUACUGAAUGCUGGUUUGUGUGUGUGUGUGUAUGGGGUGGGGGGGGAGGAGUGUCCGGCAUUUGACUCCAAUUAAGGUGAAAUCUGGAGAGAACAGGAAGGAGAGCAAAAAGUGGAUGUGAUGAAGGAGUCAAGGUGCCUCCCAGCAGCUCCAUCUUCUGUGGGGAGAGAUGGAUGGACAGAAGUGCUGCCGUUUGCGACAACCUGCCUCCAAAAUGUAAAUAAGAAAAUCCCGCAAGAGAACCUGGUUCAGUCGUGCUCGCUCUGUUAAGAUCUAUUUCAUCCAGAGCAGACAAACGUUCGCCACGGCUGCUCCAUUGGAGGAGAAGUAGAUUACCUGGAGCAGAAGAGCUAAAACCCCUCUCGGUGAAGUUGGAUUGGUCUGGGGUGCUUUCCCCACCUCUGUAUACAAAUCAUCCUAAUCAUGGGCACUGUGUAACGGCAGCAUAUGGCUGUCUAAAGUGUCGAGUUGCUUCCUUUUUAUUUCUUAUAUAAGUUUGAACAAUGAUCACAGUCAAUUCGGAUGGAAAAAUAAUGAUCAGAAGAUGUCUUGUCACCUUGAGACCUUUUAGGAUAUUUGUGCUGGGCAUUGGAUUUUUCACCCUGUGCUUCUUAAUGACAUCUUUGGGAGGCCAGUUUUCAGCCAAAAGGCUGGGAGACUCUCCCUUCACCAUCAGAACCGAAGUGAUGGGCGUGCUGGAGUCCAGAGGGGUGCUGCGGAAGAUGAGCGACAUGCUGGAGAUGAUGGUGAAGAGGAUGGACGUACUAGCCAGGCUGGAGAAUAGCACUGACUCCCGGAAAGGGGAGGAGGCACGUUUUUCUCCGGACAGGUUCCAGCCAGUGGCAGGUUUGAUGGAGAGGAUCCAAGCUAUUGCUCAGAAUGUCUCUGACAUUGCAGUGAAAGUAGAUCAGAUUCUCCGGAACAGCCUCAUGAAUGGGAAAGUGAUAGAAGGCAGACGGGACCAGUGUGAGGUGCCCAGAGACCCCAAAUACCCUGACUGCUCUGGAAAAGUGGAGUGGAUGAGGGCCAGGUGGACGUCCGACCCCUGCUAUGCAUUUUUUGGCGUGGACGGCACAGAAUGCUCGUUCCUCAUCUACCUCAGCGAAGUUGAGUGGUUUUGUCCUCCGCUGCCUUGGAGAAAUCAGACGGCAGCCAUGCCUUCCUCAAAGCCACCGCCCAGAGUGCAGGCAGCUUUUCGGAACAACCUCUCUUACCUCCUUGAGCUGAUCGGGAGUGGCAAGGAAUCCUUAAUCUUUAUGAAGAAGAGAGUCCGGCACUUGGCCUCCCAGUGGCUUCUGGCGACCCGUAGCCUGGCGCAGAAACUGAAGGGCAGACGGAGGGAUCAAAAACAGAUCUUGAUUCACAUCGGCUUCCUGACAGAGGAGUCAGGGGAUGUUUUCAGCCCCAGGGUGCUGAAGGGGGGACCUCUGGGCGAGAUGGUCCAAUGGGCAGAUAUCUUAGCUGCCCUCUUCCUUCUGGGACACAGUCUGAAAGUCACAGUUUCUUUGAAAGAGCUGCAAAGUAAUUUAGGGGUGCCUCCGGGACGGGGCAAUUGUCCCUUGACUGUCCCUUUGCCCUUUGACCUCAUUUACACUGAUUACCAUGGCCUCCAGCAAAUGAAGCAACACAUGGGGCUCUCCUUUAAGAAAUACAGGUGUCGCGUUCGUGUCAUUGAUACCUUUGGGACAGAGCCAGCCUACAACCUUGAGGAGUAUGCCACUCUGCAUGGCUACCGGACAAACUGGGGGUACUGGAACCUGAAUCCCAAGCAGUUCAUGACUAUGUUUCCUCACACUCCCGACAACUCCUUCAUGGGCUUUGUGUCCGAGGAGCUCAACGAGACUGAGCGGCAGUUCAUUAAGUCUAACAAAGCAAGCAACAUGGCAGUGGUGUAUGGGAAGGAAGCCAGCAUCUGGAAGUUGCAGGGCAAAGAAAAGUUCCUGGCCAUCCUUAACAAGUACAUGGAGAUCCACGGCACUGUUUAUUAUGAAACCCAGCGUCCUCCUGAGGUCCCAGCCUUUGUCAAGAACCAUGGCCUUCUGCCACAGCAUGAGUUCCAGCAGCUUCUGAGAAAAGCCAAGCUGUUCAUCGGAUUUGGAUUCCCCUAUGAAGGUCCUGCCCCUUUGGAAGCGAUAGCCAAUGGGUGUGUUUUCCUGCAGUCUCGUUUCAACCCGCCGCACAGCUCCCUCAAUCACGAAUUCUUCAGGGGGAAGCCUACGUCAAGAGAGGUGUCCUCCCAACACCCCUAUGUGGAGGAUUUCAUAGGGAAACCUCAUGUGUGGACGGUGGACUACAAUAACUCAGAGGAGUUUGAAGCCGCUAUCAAAACUAUCAUGAGGACCAAGGUAGACCCUUACGUACCCUAUGAAUACACCUGCGAGGGGAUGCUGGAGCGGAUUCACGCCUACAUUCAGCACCAGGAUUUCUGUGCUGGAGCUUCUCCUCCUCUGCCAGCGAAGCCCAAUGGCCAUGCUAUGCCAAGCUCGCCAAACCCGUUCACCCUGUCGCCAAACGCCACUCACCUUGUGUGGUCGUACAACGGCAGCAGCACCCCCCAUGUCUGGCCUCCCAUGAGCUCCAUGCAGGUGUGGGUGUCUGAGGCUGGGCGAGCCUGCACUGAGACCUGUCAGGAGCACGGGCUGGUCUGCGAGCCAACAUUCUUCGAGUUUCUCAACAAGAAGGACGUGUUUCUCCAGCUUCGCAUUGCCUGUGACACCACGGAGUCCGAGAUGAACCACCUCUACCCAGCACUGGCUGAAAAUGUGCAGGAGUGCUACCUUCAGAAGGAACCGCUGCUGUACAGCUGCGCAGGCUACAGCACCAAGUACCGGCGCCUCUGCCCAUGUCGCGAUUACCGGAAAGGACAAGUGGCGCUGUGCAGGGACUGCUUGUGAUUCUCCCAGAGCCCGGAGAGCGUGUGUUGUGACACGCCACACGCAACAAGUAGCUUUUUCUCAAAGCUUCUGCAAUACCCAAGAAGGACAGGACAGCUCCCUCUUCUUGGAAACUCAUGUCGAGACUUUGGAUGUCAGACUCUGUCGGUUGUUUUAUCUGCCAGUCAAACGUCCGUGAAUCACCAUCUGCUCAUGUUGGAUUUUUUUUUUCUUGAGACACAUCUCCUUCCACACCCAAGCCCACCUGGACUUCAGAGGAGCCCAGAGCUGCUUCAAGUAGGACAAGGCACCAGGAGCCUUUGGGUUUGGGUUUCAUCCUCUUUGAACGUCCUCAUUUAUUUAUUUAUAUUUUUUAUCAAAUUAAAGCAGCAAAACAACCACCGGUCCUUCCUGAGGAGUUAUUUGGAACAACCUCCUUAGAAAUACUUACGUGGGGGUGACAGAUCUUGGAAGGCUCCAAUGCCAGACGCAUCUAGAAAGAUGCCUUCGAGUCUAUCAGUGCGAUCAGCUGUCCAGCCUUUGGAAGGGGAGGGGGAGGCGUUCUACACACGCUGACGGGAGCACGUCUCUUGUUCUGUUCCCACCACUAGCACUCGUUAGAGCUUGGGACCCCGGCCCUGCAGAAGUGCGGGGAUUCUGGGCAUGACAUCACAGCACCAGAGACGAGCGUCCCAGUGCGGUAGCUCAGAGGGGGUGUUGAUGUUUGUGGCAUUCAUGUGCCAGAACAGAGCGUGCAGGGAUCGACCCGUUCACAGCUGGGGCCAAAGAGGGACGUUCAAAGGGAGGGAGCUGACCCCGCCCCACCAAGUGGUUCCCCAUCUCUUCUUGCAGCUGUACUUGUUUCCCAGAUGAAGGCCUUGGCUGUAGCAGCCAGUCCUCACCAUCCCCAGGACGGGGUGCUCUUCCCCUUUAAGGGGCUGGGGGCCUGGGGCCAGCCAGCCCUGUUCCAUUAUCAGACCCAGCUGGGAAGGGGUCAGGUGUGUUCCAGAAAGGUCUGAAAGAGCUGCUGGAAGGGGAGCUCUAGGAGAGAGGUUGGUGCCUGGUCCUGGAGCAAAGGGGUGGGAAUAGGGGCAGAGUGCAGGGGAAAGACCCCUGCAGCUAGGGUUGCUCAGGGGAAGAGCUUUGUUUUGUGUUACUUUGUGAGUUUUUUGUUUGAAUUAAGAUCCGGCCCCAAGACAGCCCAUGGGAGAGGUGUUAGUCCUCUAAAGGCUGGGGAGACAGGCCAACAGCCCUACAAACUCCCAUUCAGUCAGAGACAUUCUGCACCACCAGGCAGCAUAGGCUGCCCCUGUGAGAUCGGGGUGUGGAGCAGCCUGACCCCUGGCAGGUUUGAGCGGGCACAGCAGGCGGAGGGGUGGGGGGGAGGGUUAGCUGGGCAGCAGGAGCAUCACAGAUGAGAGAUCCCCCCCCCAAAAAGGGUGGCCCCUGCCCAAGGAAUCUGCUGGUCUCUCGCCGCUGGGGGAGGGGGCACACAAUGCUCACCCCCUCCACUGGGAGCCACCCCCGGAGUGAGCCUGGCAAUUAUCUCUACUGCCUAUGAGCAGAAUCCACUGUGUGGAGGCUGGGGGGCUCUCCCGGUGCCGGCGCAGGGCUGGGGUGGAGCGUGGGGGGCGGGGCUCUCUCCCGGUGCCGGCGUGGGGCUGGGGAGGAGGGCUGCACUGGAGCUAGUGGGGGAGUUCACCCCAUUUGUGAAGAGGCGCUGGGACACCCGCCUUCCAGCUUGUGACGCUGAUCGGCUGCCGUUCCCCUCGGCCUCUCUCUUGCUUUCCCAGGGUGACAACUUAGGAUCUCUGUGUCUUCUGUACUCUGAUUGGGGUCUGUGCAGUGAGAUGCACGUCAGAGAGGGAGAGGUUCAGUUCUCACAGCAGGGGAUGCGGGCACCUCGCCGGGCUCUCAGGGGAUGAAGCUACAUGUUCUCUCUGCCCGCCUGCCUGCCUGCCAGCACCUGCCCAGGCUGUGAUCCUGCUCUGCUGUGCGAAAGGACGGCAAGACUGCCUGCUGCACCCAGUGGGGGAUGAAGGGGCUGGGCUGUAGCUGGAAUCCCAGGAGGAAUGCUGGCUGAGUCUGCCAGCCCUCCUCUUAGGGGGUCCCAGGGUGUGCACCCCCUUUUCAGAGUCCUCCCCUCCCGCUGCUCAGCCAUCUCCGAGGGCUAGUCCAAAGGGAGGGGAUGUCUCCAUCCUCAGCUGGCCCACCCGUCAGAGUACCAGCACCUCUGGAGUGCUAACAGGGAGCCCCUGGGUCCUACACCCUGCCCCUCUCACCUCACCUCCAGGUGUGUGGCGUGAAGUGGGCUCUGGGCAUGCCAGCUGGAUUGAGCCCCGCUCUCUCCACCUGGUUGGAGGAUAGUGCUGGGGUUUAGGCAUGGGACGGGUGCCUGGAGGCCUGCCUGGGGCAGCAGUGCGCAUGCUUGGGGCAGAAACUUAGGUACCUUGGGGCUUGUACUGAAAAAGUUUAGGUGCCGGGUAAGUUGAGGUGCCUUCAGGGCUAGGGGGCAGCUGAGUGGGGGUCUUGUGGAUCUCAGUGAUGCCUAAAAACUGGGAUUUAGGUGCAUAAAGCCCAGAUUUAGGCAGCUCAAUCACUUUGUGCGUGUAGGUCUUCGUCUCUCUCCGUGCCUCCUAGCCCCCUCUGUAAAACAGGAUCAUAAGGUUUCCCUCUUGUCUGUCAAGGGGGUGCUCAAAUACUGUGGUGGUGGAGGCCGUAGAAAGACCAGGCUGUACCCUAGGGGAGGGUGUACUGCUACUUUUGGGCUGCCCUUGCUGUAAAAGGGAAGUGAUUUGCAGUGUUCUCACUGUCCAUGUGCAACCAAACGCCCCACCUGGCUGGAAGGAGGAAGAUCAGCAGACACCAAAUCAGUGAAGGAAAGACGGCCCACCAAGCAGCAGGUGGGAUUCUGACAUCUUGUCUAUUAUUGUGGGUGAAAAGAAUCAAUAGAUGUUAAAGGGUCACAGGCUCCCAACAGCACUUCUUUAACCGCAUCAAAUCAGACCAUGACAAGAAAAUGGAGAGUGGCAUUGCAGUGGGAAACAAGGGGAAAGCCAAGGGCUAGCCAGCUGCAGCCCUGAUUUCAGAGUAGCAGCCGUGUUAGUCUGAAUUCACAAAAAGAAAAGGAGUACUUGUGGCACCUUAGAGACUCACACAUUUAUUUGAGCAUAAGCCGAUGAAGUGAGCUGUAGCUCACGAAAGCUCAUGCUCAAAUAAAUUGGUUGGUCUCUAAGGUGCCACAAGUCCUCCUUUUCUUUCUGCAGCCCUGAGUACUUACUCGUAUUCUCAACGGGAAGGGAAGCAUCAGUAGGAUGAGCCAAGGGGAGGAAUUACUGCUGGACUCAGGAUGCUGAGUUGUGCAAAGAAACAAAAAUCUGGGGGACCUUGAAUCCUUCCCCUGGUCACUGAGCCACAAGGCCCUUAAGGCCCACGUGUGCGAAUUCCCGUGCAAUGUCUGUUCCGUCUGCAAAACCCCUCACCUUUGCCCCUUGUGUGCACAAAUUAUCUGUCUGCAUGUGCAAUUUGUAAGCCAUGCUAGUGCAGUGGGAGACUUUGUCCCUGUCUGAUGGCAGGUCUGUAUAAGAGGAUAAAUGCCUAUUACUGUUGCCGCCUUAAGACAUGACUCCUUUGGCUCAAGUGGGCGCGGUUCAUGCUUUUUAACACUGACGGGCUCUGGUUCAAAUCCAAAUGGAGUAGGAGGCAUACAGUCGUCUGAUUUCUGAGGAAAUUGGGAGGGUGCCUGUGGGUUUCUCUGUUGCAUGGAGCCCCAUGCGUUACCAUUGGGUGCAGCCACAAUUUGCUAAAUGAGACUGCUGCUGGAUACAACACAUCCUCGCUAGGACGAUUAACCUGUGCUUCUAGCCCCCCUGUUUGACCGCUGCUCCUUCCCAGCAGUACCACGUUUCAGUGCACUGCCGACUUUUCUGAGAGCUUUCAGUCUCUGCUGUGCCAGCCUCUGACAGCAUGACCAUCCUACUGGCUACUGCCAGCCCUUCUGAUCUCCCUAGGUAGAAAUGGUACCUGACACCAAUGAUGGGCAUUAACUCUUUCUGAAUACAAUGUACAGAGGGCUUCUGAUUUGGGGCUUUAUUCAUUUAAAUUUGGGGAGGGUAUUUUAGUGAUUUUUGAAUUCUAUGUCCAUGUCCAAAAAUCAGGCCUUUUCAGGGCUUUCUCUGAUAUGGAAGAGAUUUUUGGGGGGUACUUCCCAAAACUCUUCUCUGAAUAGGAUCCACUUUAAUUUGUAUGACAUGUAUAACAAUGGCUUACACAUGGUUUAAGCUUAGCAUGCUCGUUAUUGAACCCCUGGUCUGGUGUUUCGUGCAUUUGUUCCCUCGUGCACGUUAACAGAGUACUGUGUCAAACAGCACUACGUUAAAGUGCAUUAGGGAAACUUUAGUAUGCACAAGCAGGGUCUACGUGGACCAAUUCAGUCACACACCCAGAGCCCACUUUAUUGCUUCCUGUAGACAACCUCUUUGAUGCAAGCCAGAGAGCAGGAGCAUCCCCUAGAGAAACAAACAUCACUGGAAAAAGGGUGACAUCAGCACGAACCGAGUAACCAUUUCUGGGUUUUUCUGGCGUUUAUUGGAUAAACCAAUUUCAUUUUUUUAUCAUCAGUGGUGUUGUACUGGUGUUUAUUGGUUAAAACCUAAAAUCAGAAGCCCUAAAUACACCGCACGCAACACCGCAGACCAAGCAGCAUCACCAGCUCCCUGCUCAGAGAGCUGUUUUGAAAUGGUGCCACAUGGGGGUAGUGUAGAGAUUCACACACAUUGUGUAUCCGCCUUCUCCCUUAAUAAUAUGUGUACAGUUCUCUGCUUUGUCCUUGCCUCUCUUUGUCUCUUGUUUUAUAUGAAAAUAAAAAUGACCGGCAUAUGAAAGGGAAGGCUUAUUCUUUGUGUCUCUCUGGAUGGAUUGGGAACUGUUCUCAGCCUGGGAUCCUACAGAGGGUGGGAGCAUUUCUCAGCUAUUGUGAUAACAAGAAGGAAGGUGAUGCCCCCAUGUGGUUGGUUGGAGGGACCAAUGAGCCAUGUUCUGCUGCAGAUCAGGCUUCUGUGCCAAAAGAAACCAGAAAUGUGGGGAGCAAAGGCCUCUGGCUGAGGCACGUAAACCUGUCCCUCACCUUGCAUGCCAGUCAAUGCUGUCGCAUUAGGAGACGCUGCUGUAAUAAAGAGCCAGCUCCCCGCUUGUGCACCGGAGGAUAUCUGGCCCCACACGAGGAGAAAGCUUCUGCGGUGACAGUCACUCUGCACGUAUUGGGGCAGGGAGGGAUGCAAUCGAGCCAACUCAAGAGCUUUUAACAAUAUUUAUUUCUGGUAAUAACUGAUACAUCAGCGAGAUGAGGAAAAAGAUGUGAUGGAUCGUUUCUUUUGCUGCUUGCAUUUGCUUUUUCAUUGUCAGUCUCUCUCAUCUCUCCAGGUUGGGUCUCUGAGAUCCCCCAUGUCAACAUCCUUUUGAGUUCUUCAUCUAAUUAUUCCAGGAGAUGAUGGGCCUAAUUCCCAUUUACACAGGGGCCACUCUGCAUCACUCUAGCAGUUUGAGGGGCCUUAUACUGGGAGUAGAUGUAUUAUUAUUUGGAUGGCACCUCAGAGCCCCACUCAGGACCUAGUGUUCUAGGUGCUGUAAAACACAGAUCUAUAAGAUAGCUCUACCCCAUGAGUUUGCAAUUGAAGUAAGUGUAAUUUACUCCAUUUUAAGUCCCCUUUACACUGCCUGUGGUGUAAAGUAGCCUUAGCAUAAAUGAGAAUUGAGCCCUAUGAAUUAAAACCAAUAAUGCACUCUCCUAUCCGUGAAACGAUAAGAAAACAAAACAAAAAUAUUUCAUCCUUACCUGGAAAGAUGGGACCCAAAUGUUUCAUGCCAUGCAUGUUACACUAGCACAAGUCCUCACAUAAAGCAGUGAAAACGCAGUAUGAAAAAUCAUUUUAAGGUACUUGUCAUAAUUUGUAAAGUAUCCGUAUUAGUCACCAUUGCCUAGAGAAACUGCUUGAGUGCUUCACAUUUCAAUUUUUUUUCCCAUUCCUUUACCAAAAUGUGUGUCUUAGAUUGCAUAUUUGCAGACUGGUUUAUUAAUGCAGGGUGGCUCAUGAGCACGAGGAUACAUCUGCUGGUUUGUGAUUGUAGGGUUGUGCAUUUGAGCAGGGAUGCAAAUACUGGUUUGUUAUUGUAGGGUUGCUCACUCAGGCCUGGCCGUGAAAGCUAACUUGUUAUUGGGGGGUUGCUGCUAACAUUUAUUUUUUCUUAUACUGGAGUUGUAUAACCUCUUUUGAAUUAAAAUAGCUAUAAAGUUAUAUGGAGUGUUGAAACAGGGCUGAAAAAUAAAACAGAUUGGUCACAUGCU